Populus nigra (black poplar) is the source of this 1014-nucleotide messenger RNA. Its product is annotated as peroxidase 40-like. The record is from RefSeq and is a predicted model, not a curated record. The transcript has 4 exons. Gene Ontology annotation, molecular function: peroxidase activity; heme binding. Bases 1 to 1014 code for a protein of 337 amino acids. NCBI's taxonomy places the organism in Eukaryota, Viridiplantae, Streptophyta, Magnoliopsida, Malpighiales, Salicaceae. Gene Ontology annotation, biological process: hydrogen peroxide catabolic process; response to oxidative stress.
AUGGCCAUGGGCUUAGCCAUUUGUUUUAUGAUGCUUAUUAAGCUUGUAAUUGCGUUGGCAAAGACACCAACCACCUUGAACACAACAUGUGUGGGUGAUAUUGGUGUCUUAUUGCAGUUUGAUGUUUACCAAGAAUCCUGCCCAGAGGCGGAACCUAUUAUACUAUCUUGGGUUCAAAGUGCAAUCUCCGAGGAACCACGAAUGGCAGCUUCCCUGCUUCGUCUUCACUUCCAUGAUUGCUUUGUUAAUGGAUGUGAUGCUUCAGUGCUGCUAGAUGAUGCUGAGAACUUUGUGGGUGAAAAAACUGCACCACCCAACUUGAAUUCACUAAGAGGGUUUGAAGUGAUUGAUGCCAUUAAAUCUGAUCUGGAAUCUGUUUGUCCUGAAACAGUUUCUUGUGCUGAUAUUCUCGCAAUCGUUGCCAGAGAUUCUGUUCUUCUAUCUGGUGGACCAGGCUGGGAAGUCCAAAUGGGGAGGAGGGACAGCUUGACUGCUAGCAAGGCAGCAGCGACUAACAACAUCCCUGCUCCAAAUUCUAGUGUAGCAACUCUAGUGGCUAAUUUUCAGAAUGUCGGACUCACACAAAAUGAUAUGGUCGCCCUCUCAGGUGCGCACACAAUGGGAAAAGCGAGGUGCUCAACUUUUAGCUCUCGGUUCCAGAGCCCUAGUAACUCCGGUGGCCCUGAUGUUAAUAUGGACUUCGUUCAGUCGCUGCAGCAACUAUGCUCAGAAACUGCUGACAGCACCACGACAGUAGCACAUCUUGACCUGGUGACCCCAGCUACAUUUGACAACCAAUACUACGUUAAUCUUCUUUCAGGAGAGGGAUUGCUUCCAUCAGACCAGGUUCUUGUGGUUCAAGAUGAUCGCACACGUGAGAUUGUAGAAUCUUAUGCGGAGGACCCGUUAUUGUUCUUUGAGGACUUCAAGAAUUCCAUGAUCAAAAUGGGAGCCUUAGGGCCACUUACUGGUGACAGUGGCGAAAUACGUGUGAAUUGUAGGGCUGUCAAUUAA